GAAUAAUGUCUGGGAGUGAGGCUGUGUUCACGAUUAGCAAAAAAGAGCUUUGUGUAAUAUUUCACCUGCUGUGUGGUAUUACAAGAUACAGGCUCAGGAAGUACACCAGGAAGAAUAACUUGGGAGCGUGCGAGCUAGUGGGAGUGGAGCGCACCGGCCGUUGUCGCCGUCGCCUUCCUCCUCCCCACACUGCAGACAGUGGGGUGACUAGGCCGUCAGCCCUCGAGCCGAGACUUGUCUCUCUUAUUUAGUUCUCGGGAACUCCUGGCCAACAUGAGUGAUGUGGAGGAGAACAACUUCGAGGGCAGAGGGUCUCGCUCUCAGUCAAAAUCUCCAACGGGAACUCCUGCUUGCGUAAAAUCAGAGAGCACGUCAGGAUCUCAUAGUCCAUCGAGAGUUUCCAAACAUUCUGAAUCCCAUUCUCGAUCAAGAUCAAAAUCCAGGUCAAGGUCAAGGAGGCAUUCUCAUAGACGCUACACUAGGUCCCGGUCCCACUCUCAUAGAAGACGAUCUCGAAGUAGAUCUUAUAUGCCAGAGUAUCAUCAACGAAGAAGCCGGAGUCACUCUCCAAUGUCUAAUCGCGGAAGACAUACAGGCAGCAGGGCAAAUCCAGAUCCCAACACUUGCCUGGGUGUCUUUGGCCUCAGUUUGUACACAACAGAGAGAGAUCUUCGUGAAGUAUUCUCUCGAUAUGGACCAUUGAGUGGUGUCAAUGCAGUUUAUGAUCAGCGAACUGGAAGGUCACGUGGAUUUGCUUUUGUGUAUUUUGAGAGGAUAGAUGACUCUAAUGAGGCUAUGGAAAGGGCAAAUGGGAUGGAGCUGGAUGGUAGAAGAAUUCGUGUGGAUUAUUCUAUCACCAAGAGAUCACACACACCUACACCAGGCAUUUACAUGGGCAGACCGACUCAUAGUGGUGGUGGAGGAGGAGGAGGCGGCGGUGGUGGUAGAUGACGGGAUUUAUAUGAUAGAGGAUAUGAUCGAGGCUAUGACAGAUAUGAUGAUUAUGAUUACCGGUACAGAAGAAGGUCACCUUCUCCUUAUUACAGUCGAUACAGGUCACGGUCAAGAUCUCGUUCCUAUAGCCCAAGAUGCUAUUAAUAAUGGAGUGGUUGUGGCCAAGUUCUCUCUGCCCACCCCCCUUUUUCCCCUCCCCCCUUUGUUUCUGGAUUUCCAAGCUUCCAAUGCUUCCUAGUCCUAAAAACAAAACAAAAACCUGGUUUAUUUCAUCUAUUGUGUGGCCAGUUGUGUUGCUGUUUUCCACCCUUCGUUACACUCUUAAAGGUGUAACUGUCAUCUCAGUCCUUGAACAGCUGAGUAAAAAGGAGCCCGGUGUUAGACUUGGUGGUUCUUCUCUGCCUUUACUAUGAGGAAAGAAAUGAUCUUUUGAAA
This is a messenger RNA of Peromyscus maniculatus bairdii (prairie deer mouse), 1389 nucleotides long. The record is from RefSeq and is a predicted model, not a curated record. Lineage: Eukaryota; Metazoa; Chordata; Mammalia; Rodentia; Cricetidae.